GUAGUAGGCUUGUCCGUCGCGGCCUGCCACCAUCCCCGCCGGCCGACGGUAGGUUGUCCGCAGGGGAAUGGACCUGGAGACGGAAGCGAUGUUGCAGGAGGCUCGCGAGAGCAUCGAGGCGGCGCGGACCUAUCGCCGGGAGCUGCAGCAGCGCCUGAAGGGGCUGCACCUGGCCCGCCAGCAGAUCAAAGACAGUGCUGCACUGACAAGAGACGUACUUGAACAGCAUUUCAGUGAUUUAAAAGGGACCUUAAAGAAGCUGCUGGAUGAGCGGCUGGUGACCUUGCUGCAGGAAGUGGAUGCCAUUGAACAGCAAAGCAUCAAACCGUUGGAUGAGUGCCAGAAGCUGAUAGAGCAUGGAGUCGGUACAGCGGAUGAACUUGUCCGGGAAGGAGAAAGUGCCAUCCAUGGAGUUACCUGGGAGGACAGCGACAAGCUUUGUAGCUUUACUAAAAAGGCUUUGCAUAUUCAACUGGAUAGUUUGCCAGAAGUUCCAUCGCUGGUUGAUGUGCCUUCUCUGUCUGCCCAGUUGGACGAUUCUCUUCUUGCAAUCGUGAAAAAUCAGAUCUUUAACCAUGGAACUGUGGCAUCCCAACCACCAGUACAAAUUGAAGAACUGGUAGAGAAGCCUGGGGGCAUCCUAGUGCGAUGGUGUAAGGUUGACGAGGACUUCAUCCCGCAAGACUAUAGGCUUCAGUGUCGCAAGAGUACUGCCAGUCACUUUGAGGAUGUGUACGUCGGCUCAGACACAGAAUUCACGGUGCUGCAUAUUGAUCCCAACGUGGAUUACCAGUUCAGGGUCUGUGCGCGAGGAGAUGGCCGCCAGGAAUGGAGCCCAUGGAGUGUUCCUCAGAUUGGCUGUUCCACAUUAGUGCCUCAUGAAUGGACACCUGGCUUGGAGGGCUACAGCCUCAGUAGCCGAAGAAACAUAGCACUUCGAAAUGAUUCGCAAGCAGCUGGAGUGCUGUACUCCAAGGCUCCAACCUACUACUGUGGCCAGACGUUGACAUUCCGAAUUGAAGCCAUUGGCCAGCCAGCCAGAAAAGACAGCAUCGGAGUCUGUGUGGAGAAGCAAAAUGGCUGUGAUUCUUUGCAGCGUGAUAAAGCAGUCUGUGUAAGCACAAACGGGGUUGUCUUUGUAAAUGGAAAGGAGAUGACAAACCAAUUGCCUGCCUUUACCUCAGGAUCAUCUGUGACCUUUGAUAUGGAAGCUGUGAAUUUGGGCCCUUCCAACAAUAAUGAAGGGGGGAACCUCAAACUUAGAGUGACAAUUAGCUCCAACAACAGGGAAGUGGUCUUUGAUUGGGUACUUGACCAGUGCUGUGAGUCUCUGUAUUUUGGGUGUUCAUUCCCCAAUCCAGGCUGGAAGGUGCUGGUAUUCUAACUUUCAGCCUCUGAAACAGUCUUGCUUUGAAUUUUUGAACUGGUGUCGCAACUUGCUGUCUGCACUUAGUGCGCUGGCGUGGGUCCCCUUAAUGUGCAGGAGUGAUCCCCUUAAUACAACCUGUCUAUCUGUUGAACAUUACUUGAACUCUCUCUUCUUUACUGGAUUCACUUAAAAUACUGGUGGAAUAUUUAACGUAGGCUUUUGGGGUUGCUAUCACAGUGUUUUUUAAAGAGUUUUUUUUUUGGUAGAGGGAAAAAUCAGACUGUUCCUAUUACUUGCUCUUUUUAUGCAUGGUUAUGCAAACUGAACAGCUCUUACUCUGCCUAAUGCUACCCUUGUGGCUCAGGGUUAAUGGACCAAAGUUAUGCUCAUUGUAUUCUAUUCAUCAGAAUAAGGUACUGAAAUGGGAAACUGUAGCCAGGUGUACCUGUGCCAAAUGCUUAGCUUUUGUCCCACUGGCACUGGUGCUUCUUGACCUGCAAGAGAGCUUUUUCUUCUGUUAGUACCACUGUUUACUGCAGCGAAGUAGGGAGGUCUGCACUGAGCAUUUGUUUUAAUAUGCAGCCCCUUGUGCCUUAGUGUCAGGCUUUUGUUGAACAGUAUUGUAACAUGCUGAAAAUUUUUCAAAGAUGACUAUGUAUCCUCCAGCCAAUUGCCACUGCAUGAUUGGGGCAUAAGUUGAGUUUUAACUAAGCAGUAUAUAUUUUGCUGUGGAUCACUGCAGCGAAUCCCACAGGCAGUGCCUUAAUCAAGAUGACAUUGCUCAUUUACAGGGAAAAUUCUAUAGGAAAAGCUUUGUAUCUGUUCUGAGUGUUCUUCAGAAAUCCUAGAAUAAGUUACAGUCAAAAUAGGUUAUUGUAUUCUUCCUUGCCUAUGCAUGAGUUCACAGAAAAAAGUUUAAAUAACUGAAUGGGCAAGGAUGUUACGGUAUAUGAAUGAUUCUGCAGCAAUGUGGAGGCCAUGUAGGAAAGGGUACAUUUACAUACAUCUGUUGUGAAUUUUAAUAUUUUGCUGAUUUAGGCAGGGAAAUAGUAUUAAACAGGGUUAACAAGUGUGUAGUGCGCAUGCGUGCGGACAUGCACACACACGAAAGAGAGUGAGCGAGAGAGUUUAUACAGCCAAGACCUAAGCUUAUUUGCCUGAUGCAGUCAAAUUCAAGUAAAAAGUCUCAUUUUUAAAGGGGUCUCACUUAAAUAGCAAAAGCAACACAAACCGCAUGAUUGCUGCUUUAGGAAAACGUGGGCCUGCGUACUUUCCUGUUUCAGCAGCAGCUAUACUGUAUCAGGAAUAUCUUAUUAAAUAUCUCUUGCCUGCCCUAAACUGUAGCUGUUUAGUCCUAGGCGGAAGAUUUUGAUUCAGUGCUUACCACAACAUCCUUUACACACGAACAAGGGAAACUGUUGAUAAAAAGCAGGAAACGCCCUUGCUUUCCACCAUCACAAGUCUGCACUGAUGUUGGGCAUGCUGGUUCUUGCUCAGGCGUUCUAGUGGCUCUUAGGUUGGAGUUGCAAGGGGGUAACAAAUCCCACUUCCCAUGUAAGGUGGGGCCUUCUUCCCUGUACCGAAACUCAAGCCCAGGAAUGUCGACUGCACUGGUCCUGGAAAGUACAGCCAUGUGCCCUGGACACAAUCCUUGAAUCUAACAGAGGUUCUUUCACUCUGGUGCUUUCCACAUGGUUUGGUCUUUGCAGUUUCCAUCAGGAUCAGCUCACAGGACCAGCAAUUUGGAGUAUGGGGAAUUAUCUGAAACAUCUGGAGGGUGCCUGGUUGAUGAAAACUGCUUAAAUGUCUCUGUAGAACAGAGCAUAGGCUAUAGCAUGUAACCACUGAGAGCUUAGGCUUCCCCCUCCUUUGUCUGUUUAAAACAACAAAAAAUGCUGGGUAAACCCAAGCCAUGAAGUGAGCCACGUAGACCAAAUUUCCUCUUCCUUUAAAUCAAGCUAUAUCCUAACAAGUCUUGUGUACUCAGACAAUCAUCCCCUUGCCUUUCAUGUCAUUAUCAGUUGAGGAUGUUGGAGUUCCUGUUUAAUAGAGUCAGACAGCAACUGCUCCACCUAGGGGGUUUCUGUGAUCUGUACAAUUAUGCACUUGAAAUAAAGAAUGAACCAGUGAUUUUUAAAAGAAGUUAAUAUUACACAGAAGGAUGUGACAUUGAGACCGGGGCUUCUAAAUGCACCUCUACACAGGGGGGCACCCUGCUCAAUGAACCGGUAGCCCCUCCCCCAGGUGGGCAGAGCCUGUUUGCAAACACUCGGUUGCAAAGUCCUUGGAUUAUGCAGAACUCCCCAUUUGUGGUAGAGGGCACAUGCUGAAGGCUUUUUCCUUCAGUCGGCUAAAGUGUACUAUCCAAGAAAGCCUCUCUCAGCCCAGUCCUCUCUCCUAGGGCCUGGCCUGGAGCUAAGGCUUCACUUCCACAAAAAUGUGGUCUUCACUUUAGAAUAUAUGCUCGGCCCCCAUCUUCCUACAUGAGGAAGGAAUGCGAAGACUUAAGCAGAACUCCACUUUAGUUCGUAAUAUGUAGCAAACACUGCACUAGCCCUCAUGAGCUCACUUUAUUGUAGCGAUGCAUAAUGCAUCCCAAUAUUAGUUGGCUGUCCACAGCUGGAAAAAUUACUGUGUGAGAGUGAGCUGCAGUGUGGCACCUACUCAUUCUGGCUAUGUGCAGCCUUGGCUUGAAGGCAUCUUAUGUGGACCAAAAGGCUCACCUGUCUCACCUAUUUGCCAGUGAUUAAAAUGCCUGGACUAUUAGGACUUUUUCUUUUAAAACUACUUGAUACCUCUAUUUUGUUCUCGUAUUUCUGUAAGUAUUUGGUCGUUUUCCAGACAAUAACUAUGCAGUGUUACUGAGAUAACUACUCAGAGCCAGGGUUGGGUUGGAAAGUUGUUGAUGAAACUUGUGUAUAUUUACCUCAAGAUACUUUGUAUGGUGACUUUUUAAUAAAAUGUCUGUUUGACUAGUAGUAAUA
Messenger RNA from Varanus komodoensis (Komodo dragon), 4353 nucleotides. It is a transcript of the gene CRLF3, whose product is annotated as cytokine receptor like factor 3. The transcript is spliced from 8 exons. Gene Ontology annotation, molecular function: protein binding. NCBI's taxonomy places the organism in Eukaryota, Metazoa, Chordata, Lepidosauria, Squamata, Varanidae. The record is from RefSeq and is a predicted model, not a curated record. Bases 68 to 1384 code for a protein of 438 amino acids.